AUGCCUGUUCUCGGUUACUGGGACUCACGAGGGUUGGGUGGCCCUAUCCGCCUUCUUCUUGCCUACUGCAAAGAGGACUUUGAAGAUAAACACUUUGUGUGUGGUGAUGGUCCUGAAUUCAGCAUGGAGUGUUGGCACAGCGUGAAGGAUACCCUUGGUCUACCAUUCCCAAAUCUGCCGUAUUACAUUGAUGGGGACGUCAAGAUAACACAGAGUAAUGCCAUCUGCCGCCACAUUGCUCGCAAGCAUGACCUCUGCGAGUUUAAAAUAAUAGAAAAAGGAUAA
Messenger RNA from Lineus longissimus, 285 nucleotides. Its product is annotated as glutathione S-transferase-like. The coding region runs from base 1 to 285 and encodes 94 amino acids. The record is from RefSeq and is a predicted model, not a curated record. The transcript is spliced from 4 exons. Lineage: Eukaryota; Metazoa; Nemertea; Pilidiophora; Heteronemertea; Lineidae. Gene Ontology annotation, biological process: glutathione metabolic process. Gene Ontology annotation, molecular function: glutathione transferase activity.